Tribolium castaneum (red flour beetle) is the source of this 1447-nucleotide messenger RNA. RefSeq names its product OXA1L mitochondrial inner membrane protein (gene OXA1L). Gene Ontology annotation, biological process: protein insertion into mitochondrial inner membrane from matrix. Gene Ontology annotation, cellular component: mitochondrial inner membrane. The coding region runs from base 89 to 1399 and encodes 436 amino acids. The record is from RefSeq and is a predicted model, not a curated record. NCBI's taxonomy places the organism in Eukaryota, Metazoa, Arthropoda, Insecta, Coleoptera, Tenebrionidae. Gene Ontology annotation, molecular function: membrane insertase activity. The transcript is spliced from 7 exons.
GUUUGGGGAGCUGUCUUCACACAAAUUCGCAGCGCCACCUACAUAACCCGGUGGUGUUGGUUUAUUAUUAAUUAUAAUUAUUUAAAAAAUGUUUAAUAGAACAAACUUAGUCUCGCAAUAUAAAGCCUUCGCUAGGUCCCUCAAGGGGGCACAGAAAAUUAAACCCAAGUAUGGGGCCACAACAGUUGAAAAACUCGACAAUUCUAGUGCGCCCCCUUCAUCAACCCCCACCUACUUCGAAAAAAACAAAGGGCUUGUAGCUAGGUCCCACUUGAUUAAAACAUGGACCACGACAAUUUCCUCAAUUCAGGACAAGUUUAUUAACAAGAGGAACGUAUUUUGGGCUUCCAGUGGUGUGGCAGCGUCGUCAGUGGUCGUAGAGCCGAUCCCUGAGCCCCCACCGGUGCCCCCCGAAGCCGCAGAGACAGUUUCGGAAAUAGUCAGUCAAGUGAAUGCGUUAGGUGAGCCCACUUUUGCCUCCUUGGGGCUGGGGGGCAAGACACCGGUCGGGAUCGCACAGACGUGCUUCGAGUACCUCCAUAUAAAUCUGGGGGUGCCGUGGUGGGAGGCAAUAGUCAUAGGAACGCUAGUUAUUCGCAUUUGUUUGUUUCCUUUGGUUAUAAUAGCGCAGAGAAAUGCGGCUAAAAUGAACAAUUACAUGCCACAGCUGCAGGCAAUUCAGCUGAAGAUGACCGAAGCUAGACAGUCAGGGAAUCAGUUGGAGGUGGCGAGAUAUUCGCAAGAGUUGAUGAUUUUUAUGAAGGAGAAACAGUUGAAUCCGCUUAAAAAUAUGAUAGUGCCUCUAGCACAGAUGCCCGUUUUCGUGUCAUUUUUCAUGGCUUUGAGGGAGAUGUCCAAUGUCCCGAUUGAGAGCUUGAGGACAGGGGGGCUGUGGUGGUUUACUGAUUUGACAGUUCCUGAUCAGUAUUUUUUGAUGCCUCUGAUCACAAGUGCCACACUUUUUGCCACAAUUGAGUUGGGUACAGAUACAGCGAAACUGUCAUCACAGAAUUUGCAAACGAUGAAAUACGUGUUGAGGGCCGUUCCUGUAAUUGUCCUUCCCUUCACAAUUAAUUUUCCGGGGGCUAUUUUGUGCUAUUGGGUGUCUUCGAAUUUUAUUUCGUUGCUCCAAGUUGGAUUUUUGAAAAUUCCAAAAGUGAGGAAUUUUUUCAAAAUUGAGCCAAUGGUCACGCAUAAGAAUUUGCCAAUGAAGCCCAAAGGGUUCACGGAGGGCUUGAAGGAUUCGUGGACUAACUUAAAAAUCACACGCGAAUUGGAGGAACGUCAAAGAAUAGACGAAAUGCAAUUUCAAAAAGCUGGACGUGGCCCCAUUGUCAAGACUUACAAAUACGACCCAACAAAACAGACUUCAUCGGCGAUUAGUGCCAAAAAACGGUAAAAUUUGUUACGGAUUUAGGUAAACAAAUAAAUAAUUUAGUUUUAUGAA